UGGUGACAUUUACAAAAGGCAGACGCGAUUCAUCAGAACACUCAGAACCCUGACAGAGAACACUCCAGUCAGGGUUCCUACAACAACAGCGCACAGAAAGAGUGCAACAGAAAUGUACGCUACAAAGAUGAGAAUCCCACUGCCUCUUGGAAUCUAUCUUGGACUUUGGGCAACAGUCAAUUCAAUGCUGGUUAAUUCUGUGACCCAAAUUCCCAUGAACGCUGCCGAAGAUGUAUUCCGAGAAGCUGUGACGGACGGGUUCCUUGUUGAGCAGUUUUUUGGCCCAUCAGACCAAUCUGAAUCGCUUCAAGAAAACACAACCACUCGACAGUCCGACCAAACAUCGUCUGGCGCAGAUGAGAGUCAUAAUGGAACCCUACUCGAGAACGCCAGCGAAGGGAGUGCAUCAGGUGAUAACAGUGACGGGCAAUUCCAGCCCAGCACGACUUUCACGGGUGCUAAGGAGGGAAAAGAUGCUCCAGCAGAUGAAGAUGUUGGCUCGGGUGGAGAUAUUGGGUCAGGGCAAGAAGAUGUCAAAGUAAAUCUCAAAACCAAGAGAAUCAUUGACUUUCCAUCAAUCCAAGGUGAUAAACCUCAUCAUCUUCUAGAGUCGGAAAGCCCAGAGGCGCCACAGGAGCACAAAGGACAUGUGACACCAGAUUGGAUCAUCAUCGUAGGAUUCAUUGUUGGUGUGGCAGCACUGGUUAUGCUAUGUGCGGCCAUCGCUACCAGAGACAAGUGGAAUGGCCCAAAUCAGGCAUCACAAACCCAAACUGGCUCCACGAAGCAGCAGAAGGAGGCAGAGACUGAGACGUUCCUGCAAAAAGAUGGACCCAGAGAAAAUGGAAAGGCAGAAGAGUACACAGUCAUCCCGCUGGAUGAGCUUCCAGAGAAAUAUUCACAGUGAAACUAACUCUCUUUUCCAAGUAUGGAGAACAGAAUCUGAGCAUUCUGGCUUACUAAUGACAAUCAGGAAAGCUUUGCAACUACAUUUCAAUAAUUAUUUCUAGUUAUUUAUUGUCAGUGUUCUUUUAAGAGUCUAUGGAAGACCCAAGAGUCAAUCAAUCAAUUUCACAUGAGUACAACAUGUGGAAUGUUUUCCCUGCUGAGGUCUCUGUCCAUUCACCUCAGUGAAUGAUUCACAAAGAGCCCAAACUAAAGACUCCAUGCCAUAUCCGCCUACCUGACUCCUUCAGUAAUCUUCACCACACCCUCGGUGGGCGGAUGUCUUCUGGCUUCCAGCGGCCUUGUGAAAUUCAUUUAGUAAAAUAUACAAGAUAUUUUCCUUAUGAGUAUCAGAGGUAGUGUGCCUGUGAACAUCUCAUUCAUCCAGGUCAUCGUAUUCUCAGGGUAUUGACUCAAUCGCAACCAGAUUGUUGUGGAUCUGUUCAGCCAUCUAAAUUAUAUGUAUUAAUAUUUGUGGUUUAUACGGAAAUGGGCGUGACUUACAUCUGUACAUUAUUUUAAGUCUGAAAUUGACAUGGAUUGAUUUGAAGUUUCGGUAUUUAUUGUUUAUUUCUACUAUAUGUGUACUGUGUAUGUGUGUACGUUUUUAGUAUGAACUCUUCUACGACUUACAGUUUUUUCUAGUAACUUGAUGCUUUUUUUUCAUUUUUUUCCACUUUUAUUUUAUAUUUUGGUUCUACAAUGUGCCGUCCACAGGCCCAUAAAAAUGUGUUUCAUGUCUAAAUCAUCAUCAUCACCUGUCAUGAAUUCAGCUAAUCAUCCAAAGAAACAAAUGAUCUGAAAGAUAUAUUGUGUGGGAGUCCCACAAAAUAUACACUUAGGUAUUUUCCAAUAUUGUGUUUACUUAUUGUUGUUUAUAACAACCAGUGUUCUAAAUCUACAACAUUUGUGUCAACAUUUGAAAAAUGACAAAUCUGGCCUGUCUGGUUUAGCAGUUCAUGGCUGAUCAGGGUGAUGGCGUUUUCAAUGCAAUUUGUUUGGAUUCUGCCUACUACCAUGGCGGCCAAACCUGUCCAGGGCAUAAUAUGGAAUUGGAUGCUGUUCCUGUUGGAUACUCUCCUGUAGCUAUGAUUAUGAUUAUUAUGUUAUUAUUAUCCACCUUUCACCCAAAGGCAACUGGGUUAGGCUCCAGCAUACCGGCGCCAAUUUGGAUGGAUGUUAUUAUUAUUGUGCCUGACAUAACUUGUAAUAAAAGCCUUUUCUUGCGA
Doryrhamphus excisus (bluestripe pipefish) is the source of this 2174-nucleotide messenger RNA. RefSeq lists its product as uncharacterized. Lineage: Eukaryota; Metazoa; Chordata; Actinopteri; Syngnathiformes; Syngnathidae. The record is from RefSeq and is a predicted model, not a curated record.